Molecule: messenger RNA, 6921 nt
Organism: Phasianus colchicus (ring-necked pheasant)
Lineage: Eukaryota; Metazoa; Chordata; Aves; Galliformes; Phasianidae
Source: RefSeq, a predicted model, not a curated record
CCCUCUAUCAUGUUCUGUUGGCUGGAGGAUAACGCCUCAAGGCUUUCCCAACCUCUGCUUCAGUGCAUGAUGGAUGAAGUCCCACCCACCCUCUGCUCUUUCUCCUCCCCUUUACUUAUUUGCCUUUGGUGUAUUUACACUCUCACUAUAUUAAGUUGCAGCAUUCCUUCUCCUUACUCCAUUCCUUGCCUUUGCUCUGUGAAGCUUCCAGCACCCAAUUGUGAUGACUCUGAGUAUUUUACUGCUCUCUAAAAGGAAACUCUGGGGUGAUGCGAGGUUCUUGUGGUAAAUAUAAACUCUAAGGAUUGCCUUUAUGUUGUGUCUUGCUCUAUUUGAUGUACAGUCCUACUUAACUGAAGAACAUAAUGUGCAUGCUCCUCAGCAGAACGUUGCAAUUUUAACACUGCUUGGAGACUUUGCUGUGACUCUACUUUCACAUUCUUUUUUUUUUUUUCCUUUGUUUAACCAAAUCUUUAAUGUCUACCAAAAAAAAAGUGAAGUGUGAUUGGUGCAGAUCACCACUGUGGGUUUUCAUGGCUGGGCUCUUUUAGUCAUUUCCUGAGAGCUCGGUGCAGAGCUGCGACAAUGCAGGAAGCGGCAGCAGGCAUAGUAAGGCUGAGCGUGUCGUUGGAGAGCGGCUUGCUGUAGGUGAGGGCUUGUCCUCCUUGCUGAGAUGUAGGAAUUGCUGGGAUUGACGCUCAGGCUCUUCAGGAAGAACCUCUGCUGUCCUUUGGUCACUGCAGCAAAAAUGAUUUGGGCAUGAAAAUGCUGAGCCGGGAACUACAGCUAUGUGACUUCUGAGUGAUGAGAGAUGCAAGUUAAAAUCUGGAAUUCAAGAGCUGGAAGAUGAGUGCUUUUAAAAAGUAUUACAGUCUCUCUCCCAGGGCCUUUAGGAGGUCUUUGUCGGAACAAGAUGCUGGCACCGCUGCCUUGAAGGACUAUCAUUGGUACCACCAAAUGAGAAGCAAGAAGGUGAGCAAACAAACUUUGGACCCAGAGAAAGCGCUCGGAGCAUACAGGUGGCAAACACAUCCUCGUCUUCCUUGGAGGAUAAGCAAAAGAGCACGUUCUUGCAGCCUUAGAGGGGAAGGUAAUGAUUCGAGUCUUGUCAAAAGUUCUGCAAGCAUGGAUGCUACCAGCGCCGAAGAUUUCCAACAAGAUUCAACAGAGAUGCUUUUCCAGGCAAGGACCAGAUCGCUGCGGGUUCCCUUCAACCGCUCUCUGUCCGAACCCGUGCCGCACUCUGCAAACAGGAAUGCCAAGCCCUUUCUGCAGUCGGUGCGCUCUGUGGAUUGCGAGCAGCACGGCUAUUUUGUCCGUGGCAUCUUCUCAACUCUCUCAAGUGGCUUUUCAAAGAUAAUAAAUCGAAGAGGGGAGCAGCCCCCCAGUGAGCCACUGGAGUGGAGAACAGACGAUAGUCAAAUUGACCCGUGCACAGAUGUAAAAGGACCACCUACGCACAGGCUGUCCUGCGGCCAGUCCCCCUACACCGAGACGACAACAUGGGAGAGGAAGUACUGCAUCCUGACUGACAGCCAGCUGGUGCUGCUCAACAGGGAGAAGGAGGUGCCCAGCGAGGGGUUGCAGGAGCCUCAAGAUGCCACCAAAGGCCGCUGCCUGCGCCGCACGGUGAGCGUGCCCUCCGAGGGCCAGUUCCCAGAGUACCCACCAGAUGGGGCCUCCAAGCUGGAGGUCCCAGCAGAGAGAUCUCCUCGUAGACGGAGCAUCUCCGGGACCAGCACAUCUGAGAAAACCAACUCCAUGGAUGCUGCAAAUACCUCUCCUUUCAAAGUAUCGGGCUUCUUCAGUAAACGUCUGAAAGGGUCCAUCAAGAGGACAAAGAGUCAGUCAAAGCUGGACAGGAACACAAGUUUCCGCCUCCCAUCCCUCCGCAAUGCUGAUGACAGAUCACGUGGGCUGCCAAAGCUGAAGGAGUCCCGCUCCCAUGAGUCCCUGCUGAGCCCCGGCAGCGCAGUGGAGGCCCUGGACCUUGGGGCAGAAGAAAAGGUCUUUGUGAAGCCACUUCACAGCAGCAUCCUUGGACAGGACUUUUGCUUUGAGGUAACCUACUCCAGCGGCAGUAAAUGCUUCAGCUGUUCCUCUGCUGCAGAGAGGGAUAAGUGGAUGGAAAACCUACGCAGAACAGUGCAGCCAAAUAAGGACAACUGCCGCCGAGCUGAAAAUGUGCUCCGUCUCUGGAUCAUUGAGGCAAAGGACCUGGCCCCCAAGAAGAAAUACUUCUGUGAGCUGUGCCUUGAUGACACUCUCUUUGCCCGCACCACCAGCAAAACAAAAGCAGAUAACAUUUUCUGGGGAGAGCACUUUGAGUUCUACGGUCUCCCAGCUCUUCACAGCAUCACGGUUCACAUCUACAAGGAUGUGGAGAAGAAAAAGAAAAAGGACAAAAACAAUUACGUUGGCUUGGUCAACAUUCCCAUGGCCACUGUAACGGGUCGCCAGUUUGUGGAAAAAUGGUACCCAGUCAGCACACCUACACCCAACAAAGGGAAAUCAGGAGGACCUUCCAUUCGCAUCAAGUCGCGUUAUCAGACCAUCACCAUCUUACCCAUGGAGCAAUACAAGGAGUUUGCAGAGUUUGUUACCAGCAACUACACGAUGCUGUGCUCCGUGCUGGAGCCAGUCAUCAGUGUAAGGAAUAAGGAAGAGAUGGCUUGUGCAAUGGUGCACAUUCUUCAGAGCACGGGGAGAGCUAAGGACUUCUUAACAGAUCUGGUGAUGUCUGAGGUCGAUCGCUGUGGGGAACACGACGUCUUGAUCUUCAGGGAGAACACACUUGCUACCAAAGCAAUUGAGGAAUACCUGAAGUUGGUAGGGCAGAAGUAUCUCCACGAUGCUCUAGGGGAGUUUAUCAAGGCUUUGUAUGAGUCAGAUGAAAACUGUGAAGUGGAUCCCAGCAAAUGUUCGUCCAGUGAAUUAACAGACCAUCAGAGCAACCUGAAAAUGUGUUGUGAGCUGGCCUUCUGCAAGAUUAUCAAUUCCUACUGCGUGUUCCCUCGUGAGCUGAAGGAGGUGUUUGCAUCUUGGAAGCAGCAGUGCCUGAGCAGGGGCAAGCAGGACAUCAGCGAGCGGCUGAUCAGUGCCUCCCUGUUCCUCCGCUUCCUGUGCCCUGCCAUCAUGUCUCCCAGCCUCUUCAGCCUCAUGCAGGAAUAUCCCGACGACCGGACGUCACGCACGCUCACACUUAUAGCUAAAGUCAUUCAGAAUCUCGCCAAUUUUGCUAAGUUUGGUAACAAGGAAGAGUACAUGGCUUUCAUGAACGACUUUCUGGAACAUGAGUGGGGGGGAAUGAAGCGAUUUCUCCUGGAGAUCUCUAAUCCAGAUACCAUCUCAAACAUGCCUGGAUUUGAAGGCUAUAUCGACCUGGGCAGAGAGCUCUCAGUUUUGCAUUCCCUCUUAUGGGAGGUUGUGUCCCAACUUGAUAAGGGUGAAAAUUCCUUCCUACAGGCGACCGUGGCAAAACUGGGACCUCUUCCUCGUAUUCUUGCUGACAUCACCAAAUCAAUGACCAACCCUACGCCAAUACAGCAGCAGCUGAGGCGUUUCACUGAGCACAGCUCUAGUCCAAACGUCAGUGGCAGUCUCUCCUCAGGGCUUCAGAAGAUAUUCGAGGACCCCACUGAUGGUGACUUGCAUAAACUGAAGUCUCCAACCCAGGAAAACAUAGAUGGAUAUUUCAGGGGCAAGACCUUGCUGUUGGUUCAGCAGGCGUCCACCCAGAGCAUGACUUACUCGGAUAAGGACGAAAGAGAGAGCAUCUUGCCCAACGGACGUAGCAUCUCCCUCAUGGACCUGCAGGAUCCCCACCCCGCUCACAGCGACCACGCUUCCAUGAUGCACGACGUGCCUUUGCGCUUGGCCGGCAGCCAGCUCUCCAUCACCCAAGUGGCAAACAUCAAACAGCUGUGGGAGACUCAGAGCACGCCCCAAAGCGCUCCCCAGGUGAGGAGGCCGUUGCACCCAGCUUUGAACCAACAGGGCAGCCUCCAGCCUCUGUCAUUCCAGAACCCGGUGUACCACCUCAACAACCCGCCCGCGCCGAUGCCCAAGGCCUCCGUGGACUCCAGCCUGGAGAACCUGAGCACCGCCAGCUCCCGGAGCCGAAGCAACAGCGAAGACUUCAAGCUCAGCGGGCCCAGCAACAGCAGCAUGGAGGACUUCACCAAGCGCAGCACGCAGAGCGAGGACUUCUCUAGGCGGCACACGGUCCCGGAUAAGCACGUCCCCAUCGCCUUGCCCCGCCAGAACAGCAGCAGCCAGGCACAGAUCCGCAAAAUGGACCAGGCUGGGUUAGGGGCCAGGGCCAAAGCGCCGCAGUCGCUGCCGCACAGCGCGUCCCUGCGCAGCACGGGCAGCAUGUCGGCCGUGUCGGGGGCCGUGGUGACUGAGCCCAUCCAGAACGGCAGCCGCUCCCGGCAGCAGUCCUCGUCCUCUAGGGAGAGCCCUGUCCCGAAGGUGAGGGCUAUUCAGAGGCAGCAAACGCAGCAGGUCCAGUCGCCUGUGGACUCAGCCACAAUGUCACCAGUGGAAAGGACAGCAGCGUGGGUCCUCAAUAAUGGGCAGUACGAGGAAGUCGAGGAGGACACAGAGCAGAACCCAGAUGAAGCCAAGCAUGCUGAAAAGUACGAACAAGAGAUAGCAAAACUGAAGGAACGCUUGAAAGUGUCGAGCCGCCGGCUGGAGGAGUACGAGCGGCGGCUCCUGGUGCAGGAGCAGCAAAUGCAGAAGCUGCUGAUGGAGUACAAGUCCAGGCUGGAGGACAGCGAGGAGAGACUGCGCAGGCAACAGGAGGAGAAGGACAGCCAGAUGAAAAGCAUUAUCAGCAGGCUUAUGGCAGUUGAAGAGGAACUGAAGAAAGAUCAUGCAGAGAUGCAAGCUGUCAUCGACGCAAAGCAGAAAAUUAUUGAUGCACAGGUCAUUAAUGGGAAUGAGAUAAUUCAAACAGGCAAGUAAACCCAAUCAGUUCUCUAGCUGAGCAGCACCCAGUCCUGGCCCAGUGCACUGACCUCCUACCCAUUCCAGCUCCUCCCACUCCCUGUGCCCAAUUCCUGAGUGUUAGAUGUGUUGGAUAGGUUGUGUUUUCCUUCGAGUCAGAGGAUGCCUUUACUCACUGAGCUCCUUUUCCAAAUGUAGGUUGCCUACAGUCUGGUACAGAGAGCACUCACCAGUGCCAGAAAAUCACCAGCCUUUCACUUUUAACAAUCUGUAAAGACACUCCUGAGGAAGAAAUUUUGAUUUUGAAGUACAUAUUCCAGGUGCUUACUGGAAUAAUAUUUAUAUUGGAAAUUUAGUCCGAGGAGGAGAAGCUUUAACUUGCUGAAGAACACAUCUCUGCAAAGGCAGCUGUUUUUUUCACAGGAUUUAUUUUGGCAUGGUGGAAAGGUUAAGGCCCUCAUCUCCUCCAUGCCAGUGCUCCCAGCUCAGGAGAAGCAGCAGGGUGCUGGGGUGGGCUGCAGCCUGCCUUCCUGUUUAUUGACUUCUGCCUCCUCCUCCAUUUGCUCUGCAGUACAGAGAUUGGUCUCUCCAGGGCUGCAGUGUAAGCAGUAGUUACGUUCUGCUUUGUUCUUGCACCCAACCAUUCACCCCUGUGGGGAGGCCCCUUGAGAAAAGCAGGCACGAUGCUGGGAUGACAAUCUCAAGGGGCUGUCUGUAGCACCUACAUCCCCUCAGCCGUUUGCCUGAACUGUCCCUUAAUGUUUGUGCCUCCUGUACAUCAUUUUCCUUCCAUUUUGUUUCUCAAUGGGCUGGACAGAGAAGAGUUCCUACAUGCUACUUUUUUCAUUCAAGUAAGUUAGUCAUUUUUCCUUCUCAGAAUGAAAAACGCAGUCGGCUGGUAGCAUGGACAGCAUGUGGGCCUGCUGCCAUCUCUGCUGCUGCUCUGUGUGGUUGCAUUUUUAAAUUUAUUUUUUUAGAGAAGAUGAAAACUGCCAUUUCUAAUUGCACCAGCAGCUCUUUAGCUUGUCCCUUUAGUGCUGCAUCCCACUGCAUCUAAUCUAGGCUGGGUUUUGCCGAUGAGUUUUUAGGGUUUCUUCUGAUAAAUUCAGUAUAUGUCCUUCAGCUCUGUGACUCCUCUUGCUAAAGGCAGAGGGUGGAAGAACCAAAACUGGGAUGUGGGAACCCAGAAUUGAGUAGAGCCCGGGAGCCACUCCGAGCUGGAAUGGGUCUAGGAGCAGUGUGUGUUCAGUGUUUGUUCUUUGUGUUCUGUCCAUGGCAUCUCCCCCUCCACCCACACUGCCCUCUUUCUCCUUCACCUCAAGUAACCCCUUAGUUGUAGCUUUUGGCUGCUUCUCUGUGUUGCUAUUGCACCCUCACUCCUGCUGAUGACUGCAGGCUGCCAUCAUUUGCUUUUUGUCUUUUUUUUUUUUUUCCAUUUAAUUUCAAACAUACCAUCGGUUUAUUCUGAGCACACUCCAUCCCAACGACAGAGACGAUGGCCAUUAGAUACCACCCGCACUUUUCUCUGCCGGAUGAAACCACCACUUUUAUUUUCUGCUGCCUGUUUCUGUUUUUUCUAACCCAUUAAAAGGAAAUAUUGGCUAUUGUUAUUAACGCCAGCACCCGUGCCCCCCUUCUCCCCCUUCCAUGGCAAAACGCUGCAUUUCCAUCUGCCUCGGCUGGAGGCUGUCUGGAGAGAGCUCACCACGUAACUCCGACUCACCAUCACUUCCUCCAUCAUGCCUAAGGCCAGGAGGGCCCGACGGGCACAGCCCGCGAGGCCACGCCACCCCAAGAAAACAGAAAGAGGCAGACAUCCCAUCAUACCACAGAACAUUAGCUGAGCUGCCUCGGCCUAGAAAUCAUCCGGACACACUGUCUCGGCCCCAGGUCCUGGAAAAGGCCCGUAACGCAGGUUGUGGGGCAAAGGCUGUUUGUUUGUUUGUGAGCUGACACUGUUGGCUGUUU